Nannospalax galili (Upper Galilee mountains blind mole rat) is the source of this 3616-nucleotide messenger RNA. RefSeq names its product potassium channel tetramerization domain containing 2 (gene Kctd2). Lineage: Eukaryota; Metazoa; Chordata; Mammalia; Rodentia; Spalacidae. The transcript has 6 exons. Gene Ontology annotation, biological process: proteasome-mediated ubiquitin-dependent protein catabolic process; protein homooligomerization. Bases 141 to 932 code for a protein of 263 amino acids. Gene Ontology annotation, cellular component: Cul3-RING ubiquitin ligase complex; cytoplasm. The record is from RefSeq and is a predicted model, not a curated record. Gene Ontology annotation, molecular function: cullin family protein binding.
CGCCUGCGCCGCUAGGGUCCCCGCUGGUUGGGGGCGCUCCCGUCCCUCUCCCCCUGCCCCACCCCCGCCGAUGGGCCGGCCCGGCUCUCCCUACCGAGAAAUGAGCCGGCCCGGCGGCGCGCGGGCAACGGCGGCCCAAGAUGGCGGAGCUGCAGCUGGACCCGGCGAUGGCGGGGCUGGGAGGGGGUGGCGGGACUGGGGUGGUGGACACGGGUGGCCCGGGCCGCGGACCCCCCAGCCCUCGUCCGGCCGGCCCAGUGCCCCGCGGGCACGUCCGCCAGCCCGCUGCCGUGGCGCAGCCGCUGGACCCGGGUCCUGGACCUCCGGAGCGGGCGGGGGGCGGCGGAGCAGCCCGCUGGGUCCGGCUGAACGUGGGCGGCACCUACUUCGUGACCACCAGACAGACCCUAGGCCGCGAGCCCAAGUCCUUCCUCUGUCGCCUCUGCUGCCAGGAGGACCCGGAGCUCGACUCGGACAAGGAUGAGACAGGAGCCUAUCUAAUUGACAGAGACCCCACCUACUUUGGUCCUAUCCUAAACUACCUCCGCCACGGAAAACUCAUCAUUACUAAGGAGUUGGCAGAAGAAGGUGUACUGGAGGAAGCAGAGUUCUACAACAUUGCAUCUCUUGUGCGGCUGGUUAAGGAGAGGAUACGAGACAACGAGAACAGAACUUCACAAGGCCCCGUGAAACACGUGUACAGGGUCCUGCAGUGCCAAGAGGAAGAACUGACUCAGAUGGUCUCCACCAUGUCUGACGGCUGGAAAUUUGAACAGCUAAUCAGCAUUGGCUCCUCCUAUAACUAUGGAAGUGAGGACCAGGCAGAAUUCCUCUGUGUUGUCUCCAGAGAACUAAAUAAUUCUACCAAUGGCAUUGUCAUCGAGCCAAGUGAGAAGGCAAAGAUUCUUCAGGAGAGAGGAUCUCGGAUGUAAACAGAGAGUCUGCAGUUCAAAAUCCUGAAGGUGGAGAGAGCAGUCCAGAGAGCAGCUCUGUGCAGGGAGCCUUGACCUGUACAGCACCCGAGCUACUGCAAAGCAAAGCCGUGCCUGGCCCUGGAGACAAAGUGUUCUGGUCAAAACCAAAGGAACCCCACCUACCCUUGGGACUCGGAGGACAGUGCACCUCUGGCUGCACAUCCCCUUUUCAGAAACCUGCUUUUGUUUUCUUAGCCAGUGUUAGGACAGACCUUCACUACUGCAGCCGAGCUGGGUCCCUGGCUGAAACCUUGUGGGGAGCUGGGAAAGAGGUACAAGAGCUAGCUCCUUGAGAACAGUCUAGAUGCCAAGGAAGCUAGAGCAGAGGAAGGAGGAUUGUCCCAGGCUGUGCCCUGUCUCAGCCUGCUUACUAGCCUGGCCAUGUUAGACCAUUCUUCCCUGUCCUGGGCACCCUUUGAGGAUGGCAGGGGAUGUAGAGGGUGCUGGCUUUAGUAUGUUGAAGUUUUGGGUCAAGAAUAGAGUUACCAGAGGACCCACAUUCCUAUGAUCUGAGCCGCAGAGGCGGGAGGAUGAGGUGUCCUGUGAUAUGACUUGAGGGUGGUGGUUACUGCCCCUGGUUCCAAGUGUUCCCCUGCUCCCAUGAGUGGCUUUGCCUGGCGUCUCUCCUGUAGCUGAGCCCCACAUGACUCACCUCCCAGGAGGUUUAAGGCUGUGGCACCCUGAGCCAUGUGGACAGACAGGAGUGCUAGGCAGUUGGCUUAACUGCUUCUGGAGCCCUUUCCUGGUUGACCCUGUCUUCCUCCCCAGCUUCAUGAACUGGACCAAAGAGAAAGGACUUUGUGAACCUUCUCUAGUAGCUUGGGGUGAGGAAGUUUGUUUCUGUAGAAGUUGCCAAAUGUAUCAUGUUGUCAUAGCUAAAAGUGCAGUGUUUUGUGAUUGUCUCUUGAACAUGCACUGACCAAUGGGUGAUGCUUGUGUCUCUCCUUGAUUUCUAACCAUGGCAGACUAGCCUUACAGCACAUUGCCUGUGUGUGUUCGUGGUGGCAGUCUAAGGACCCCCAGUGUCUCUGACCCCUCCCCCCAUGACUACUUCCUGUGGCAGGCCUCCAUAGCAGGAGAGGAUCCAAUGCUUGUGCAGUGAAGUACUGCAAAGCUUCCUUUGGCCUGUAAGCACAGAGCUGGUGUCUGUGUGUCCUCUCUGAACUUCGGAAUCUCUGAGUAAGCAUGGAAGGCAGAGGAACCAGAGUCGCCUUCAUUUUCCCUAGAUGACUUUAAACCGUGGCAUGUGGUAUGGAGCAGGGAAGGCUGCCUCGGGAAUGGCCAUCAGUAAAAGCCACCCCAGGCCCAGCACCCAUGGGUGCCUUCAGCACCAAGAUUCUCUACAUUCUACAGCACAGCUGCUCUCCAGGGUUCGUAGGUCGUGAUUUCCUGAAAGACUGCUCUGUGCCAGAUGUUUGGAUUAGUGGCUGACAUGCCCAGCUGGCUUUGCUGCUCACUGUGUAGAGUAGCGUAGGAAUGCACCUGUCCAGUCCACCAGUGGAGCUGUGUUCUGGCAACUCUGGAGUCUGGCUGGCAGUGCCACUGUUUUUACAGUGCUUAACAUAUUAUCUGACCUCUUCAGGAAAAGUAGAUACUGCUUCCCAAACGUUCCAGGCAUCCAUCCAUCCUGUCAUCUUUCAGGAAAAAGAAGAGAUUGGAGUGUAUUUGAGGAAAAUGAACUGGUAUGAAGAGCUGCUCUGUCCAGAGAGCGAGAACUUGGAAAAGGGUCCUUGGACCAAGUCAAGCAAGUGAUGUCAGGUUGGGAGAAGCACUUCUUCUCAUGGCCCCUGGCUCACUCACCUUGAAGGCCCCUUGUCCCUCUGCUUUCUUGGGGCACACCAGAUGGUCUGUACCCACCAGGACUCUGGACAGGCCCAGUGCCUCUGACCCCCAAGUUUUGCGGAGUGAGGAGGAUGGAGAGGAGACUUUGGAUAAGUACCUGAAAAAUGUUAUCUUCAUUGAACUUGUCAGAAUUCUGUAUCUGGUCCUGUACAAAGUAUACCGGGGGGCCUCAAGUCGUAUUAGUGACCUCAGGACUCACACUAAGGGCCCAUCUGCUGCCUAGAGGGCAAGUGUUGAAGGUUCCCUGGCUAGAGCCCAGUAUCAUUUCACCUGCUUCAAGUGUCUGAGGGGACUCAUUGCUUCAGGUGCAGGGGAGUCCCUUUGAAUUAUGCUGCUCUUGAGAACCUUGCUGGAGAAUCUGGCUGAUCGCUGCAGGUGGAGAGCUGACUAUGUUUGUGACCCACACUCCCAGGACUGCCACAUGGGAGUGUCUGCCUUUUUCUUUAUCCUAGGUUUGACUGAGGUGAUGCUGACCAGGCCUAGGAGCACCACUGUCCUCUGAGCCCUUCAGCAGCUUCUGUUUGCUCUUUACGUCUUUUCCUUGCUGUGAUGGGCCCAGCCUCCUCGAAUGUGACUUUGUCCCCACACAGUCUCUUCCCGGGUGUCAGGGAGGUGUGGGGAGGGAGCAAUAGAGAUGCUGAGGGAGUAGGGGCCGCAGGGGCACCCAUACUCUCCAGCAUGGCCUUUGAUCCACGCCUUUAGGACUAUGCCAGUCACUCUUGGGUGCCCUUUGUUACUGUUCAUGUGUCUGAACAAAAGUCUGGAAUGUGACUUUUUUUGUCAAUAAAGAUAAGAAAUGA